Molecule: messenger RNA, 1086 nt
Organism: Colletes gigas
Lineage: Eukaryota; Metazoa; Arthropoda; Insecta; Hymenoptera; Colletidae
Product: RIB43A-like with coiled-coils protein 2
Exons: 7
Coding region: 1-1086 (361 amino acids)
Source: RefSeq, a predicted model, not a curated record
AUGUUAAAGUUCCAAACUGUCACCAAGGAAGACCUGAAGCUCGCUGCUUCUAUCCAGCGCCGAAGGCAGAUAGAAGAAGAGAGAAAGCAACGUAUAUUCAAUCCUCGAUUCAGGAAAAUCGGGAUAGACAAGGAAUUUUUGGAUAAACAGGUCGCAGAGAAGAAGCAGCAACGCGAAUUGGAACAGGCUAAAGAAUCCGAGUUUGACGAGAAUUUGAUUCGCAGCAGUAAACUCGCCUUGCAUCUCGAAAAACAACAAGAAGAGGAGAGGCGACAGAGGAACGUCGAGAUUGAAAAUUUUCGACGACACUACCAGCGAACGGAGGAUCGACGAGAUUACGAUCUAUACGAUCCGAAUACUCUAAAAAAAUUCGAGGGCGAGGAAGGCGACUCGAAGGAACGCUCAAAGGCGAAAAAGGAGCAAAUGAGAUGGUGGAUAGAAAAGCAAAAGGACGAACGUACGAUGGCGGAGAGAGAUCGGCAGGAAGCCGAGAAAGCGUACCAGGAAGCCGUCAUCUCCAGGGACAAGCGUGCCAUGACGUUAGAUCGAAUGGAGCGAGAAUGCCGUCGAAGGUUGAACGAGGCUACCGCAACAUUCAAUCGAGCCCUGGCAGAGGAACAGGAACGAUACCGCCAUUGCGAAGCCCUUCGAGACGAGGAGGACAAGAAAGCGGAAAUCUACAAUCACGUGACUGGUGACUUCCUCAUGGAAGCCAAAGAGCAGGCCGAGAGCACUCGUGGACCGCACAAGCCGUUGGCCUCGCGCUACAAGGGCAUGUCCGCGGACGAGCUUAAGAUUUUCAGGGAUGCGCAAGCACGUCAGAUGAAAGAAAUCGAGAACAUUAAAUUAGAAGAGAAGCAAAUGAACGAAGAAUGGGACCGACUGAUGAAUUUCCAUGCGCAUAUCGCGAACGAGCAUCAGCGAGAGAUUGAUCGAAAGAGGGCGGAUGUUAAGAAGAAGAUAGCCGAAGAAAAUUUGCAGCUCGCGGAACAACACAAGUCCCAUCAGGAGUAUCUGAAUAGAACUCUUUACAAAAACAAACCGACUGCCGCCUUUUUUGAACAAUUUAAUAGAGAUGCUCGAUGA